Molecule: messenger RNA, 1461 nt
Organism: Leptosia nina
Lineage: Eukaryota; Metazoa; Arthropoda; Insecta; Lepidoptera; Pieridae
Source: the annotation of a GenBank genome assembly
AUGAUAACUUUUUAUCAAGAAGCGAUAGUGAAGACGAGCAGCCCCUUUCUAUUUUCAUGUCUCAUAACAAGCCUUCAAGGUCUGCACCGCCAACUAAAAAGAAAAAAUCUACAGGUUGGAAAAAAGAAGAACCCGCUUUUAUUUGCACUGAAUAUCGUCCACAGCCACCAUCAGAUGAAAGUAAAAAAUGUCAAAAAUUCUCUGGAAUACUUCAAACUAUUUUUUCACAAUGAUCUCAUCAAACAUAUAAUCAAACAAACAAACCUGUACGCUUUGCAAAAAAACAAACCUUUGAUGGCAACAGAGGACGAAAUCUAUGUUAUUUUAGGAGCAAUGCUUUUGUCGGGUUAUGUCAAGUUGCCAAAGAAGCGAUUGUAUUUUUGCAAGGAUAAUGACGUGCCUACAAUUUUACAAGACAGCAUUAGAUGCAACCGUUUUGAGUUGAUUCUUCAACAUGUACAUUUGAACGAUAAUAGCGAGCUCAAUGAAACAGAUAGAUUAUAUAAAUUACGACCUGUUCUGGAAAGCCUAGGUGAAACAUUUCAGAAACACUACGGGAUGGAUGAACACUAUAGCGUAGAUGAAAGCAUGAUCCCGUAUUACGGAAAACACUACGCUAAACAGUUCAUCCGUGGAAAGCCAAUUAGGUUUGGUUUCAAAAACUGGGCAAUGUGUGCUAGUACCGGAUAUAUGUUAGCGUUCAGUUUAUAUACGGGAAAGAGUUCUGAAAAAAAAGAUUUUGGAGUAGGUGGCGACGUAGUUCUCAACCUAAUUACAUUGAGCAAACUUCCACCAAACAGUGGCAUAAAAUUGUUUUUUGACAAUUAUUUUACAUCUUUGAGCCUGAUGAGACACCUGAAGGAGCUUGGCUAUUAUGCUACAGGCACCUUGAGAGCUAAUCGCACUGAGAACUGCCCAGUCAAAGACGUAAAACAAUUCAAGAAGGAGGCGCGAGGUCAUUACGAUUACCGAGUAGCUGAUGAUGUUUUCGUAUGUCGGUGGAAUGAUAACAAUGUUGUCACAGUAGCCACUAAUUUUGAAAAUCUGGCAAUUACAUCUGCCACACGCUGGUCCAAUGAAGAAAAAGCCAAAGUGCAAGUACCUCAGCCAUCACUUAUUUCAAAUUAUAAUAAGUAUAUGGGUGGAGUAGACAAAUGUGAUCAGGCUGUGGCAAACUUACGAACUCGGAUGCGUAUAAAGAAAUGGUGGUGGCCCAUAUUUGCAUAUUUAUUAGACGUUUCGGUUGUAAAUGCCUGGUUACUUGCACGGAAGAAUGGCUGCACAAGAGAUACUGAGUCUUUAUUCGUUUUUAGACGCUUCAUAGCAAGGAGCUUACUUUCGACACAUGGCACACCACCACAUCAAGGUCGCAAGCCGGCAAAACCAUUAUCUACAAUGAGAUACGACGGUAAAGAACAUUGGCUGGUUCCAAUAAAUACUGAACGUCGGUGUGCAAAUUAA